Fraxinus pennsylvanica is the source of this 363-nucleotide messenger RNA. The record is from the annotation of a GenBank genome assembly. NCBI's taxonomy places the organism in Eukaryota, Viridiplantae, Streptophyta, Magnoliopsida, Lamiales, Oleaceae.
AUGGAGACUGUGUGUUGUAUGUGCGGCGAUGUAGGCUUUUCCGAUAAACUCUUCCGCUGCAGCAAGUGUCGCCACCGCUUCCAACACCUGUAUUGCAGCAAUUAUUACAGUGAAUUGUCAGAGCCUAUUCAAGUAUGUGAUUGGUGUCAAAGUGAGGGAAAAAUUUCAAAACAUGGGGGUUCUUCAUCAAGAAAAUCCAUGCAGGUAAAUAGUGAUUCAAAAACAGCUAAUUAUUCAGGUAAUAAAAUCAAACAACACGAUCGUGAAGAGGGUUCAGAAAGAGCUGGAAAAAACCCGACUGGGACGCCUUCUCCCCGGCCUACUACACGCAGGUACAAGCUUCUCAAGGAUGUAAUGUGCUGA